Messenger RNA from Ambispora leptoticha, 533 nucleotides. The record is from the annotation of a GenBank genome assembly. NCBI's taxonomy places the organism in Eukaryota, Fungi, Glomeromycota, Glomeromycetes, Archaeosporales, Ambisporaceae.
AUGUUACAAAAUUUAUCUACUCGAGACAUGCAAAUUCAAAAUCAAAGAGCUAUUGCACAACAAGCAAAGAGACAAUGUGAACAAAUAGAGAGAGCUGCUAAUCGACGAGCUAUUGCUCAACAACAAAGAAGAGAACGUGAAUCUUCUAUUCGUUUAUUUCAAAAUAAUACUCAACAUUAUCUUGGUCGCAUGGAUAAAGAAUGUAGUUACUGUGGUGCACUUCACUGGUUGGAUGAACGUGUAACAACAAGUUCAAAAAAAAAUCUAAGAUUUGGAACCUGUUGUCAUUAUGGAAAAGUUAAUCUUCCUCAUCUUCAAGAUCCACCUCUUCUAUUACUAAAUAUUAAUCAAUCUGUUAUUCAUAAACAAGCCCCAUAUAGUUUUCAAAUUCAUGGUGAAUUAUGCCAUCUUUCAGGUGUACUUCUUCCUGAUUUUACUACAACAGCAAGUUAUACACAACUUUAUAUUUAUGAUUCAGAACUUGUACAUCAAACAAGAAUGAACUGUAAUGAAAAUUUGAAUCCUCAAAUGAU